Messenger RNA from Mercenaria mercenaria, 1261 nucleotides. RefSeq lists its product as uncharacterized. NCBI's taxonomy places the organism in Eukaryota, Metazoa, Mollusca, Bivalvia, Venerida, Veneridae. The transcript is spliced from 5 exons. The record is from RefSeq and is a predicted model, not a curated record. Bases 164 to 658 code for a protein of 164 amino acids.
UAAAAAUACAAAGGUAAAUUGUUUUCUUGUAGUUUAACUGUUCCAUUAUCCAAUAGUUCGAACAUUAUUACGGUUAUGAUAAGACUGCAUUUCAUUUUGAAGCAGCUAGGGUCCGGAUUUUAGCUGAAAUCAAACGUUUCAACCAGCUAUACUUACUACUACAAUGGCAUCUGGAAUGGGUAGCGGAAGAGCAAAGGGGACUGGUAAAGGUCAAGGUCGGGGCAAAGGCGAAGGUGCUAUGUUUAUUGUUAUUGGUUUUGUCAUUGUGCUGAUCUUACUGGGACUAGUGAAGUUUGUCGUUGGACUGGUUUUUCUCAAUGACUGUCCUGCUGAGAGCAAAAUUCCAAAGUACAUAGCGGGAUCAGGCGGUGCCGCGAGCGUUAUUGAUGCUAUUGUAGGUUGCAUUGAAACAUUUGCUAAUGCCGCUGAGAAUGGUGCUCUAGGAGUUGGUUGUCUUAUGAUUGAACAUCUUAUGACCAUCAUUAUUGGAAGUUAUUAUGUCUUUCAUAAUUAUUCCUACAUAUCUGGCGGUUGUGAUGGUGCCGAGGAAUGCUGUGAUCAGAAUUUUAUGAAGUUCGCUCUUGGUGUCACUAUUAUAGAAUGGAUCAUUUUACUAAUCGUUGUUGUUGGUGCGGUGGUAUUUCUUUUCAAAAAAUAGGAUUACUAAAUGUAUUGGGACUGCUGUGUUAUAUUGUCAGAAUGUAUAUUCAUUCCACUGACACUUGUGUAGAGCAAACACCGCUUUCAAGAUAUUUAUGUGUGUUUAAAUUGAGUUUAACACGUUUUAAGAAACAAAGCCAAAGUUUGUUUUAACUGUAUGAUUUCGUCAUAUUUUAUUAAGAAGCGUUUAUUUAUUUGCUUUGCAACAUUUUAUCACAUUUAUUUUUAUUAAAAAAAGAACUUGUAAUGGCUACAUAAAACUUCGUAAUAUGUUAAUCAUAUGUUUCUGCAUAAUAUUUCUGUCACUUUAAUACUCUUGCUCUUCUUUUAAGCAAAUUUUUACAACAGUUUUCACGUUUUGUAUAUUCUGUUUAAGGAACACAAAGGGCCAUAACAUUAUAUUAAUCAUGUUUCAUCGAUUUAUUCAUGUGUUUUUAACGAUAUUCUUACAUCAAUUUGAAGAGGAAUCUCUUUAUUUUUAAACCACAAACGGUAUCUAAAAGGUUUGUGGUCUAGUUCACGACCAAAAGUGUCAGCAAUCAAAGUAUCCGUCGUCAUGUGGUACCAGCAAUUAAACUAUGCUCUAGGCGUUUCAUAGUAA